Penaeus monodon (black tiger shrimp) is the source of this 2591-nucleotide messenger RNA. RefSeq lists its product as uncharacterized. The record is from RefSeq and is a predicted model, not a curated record. NCBI's taxonomy places the organism in Eukaryota, Metazoa, Arthropoda, Malacostraca, Decapoda, Penaeidae.
ACCACCCUAAGCACACUCCGACCUUCCAAGGACGAUCGCGAGAACGGCGCUAGAAAGGCGAUGGGGCAGCUGACUCCCUUUCUGACGUCAUCCAUCGCGGUGACGUUGGCUUUUAGUAUGACGUCUGAAGCAGCGACUGGCGUCAACUACGCUUACGUCACCAUGCAGGCUUUCCCAGACACGGUCCUGCCCAUUCUCGACCGUGUGUAUGUGACAGAAACCGCAUGUCAGUGCAAGUCCCACUGUAUCUCCAACUUGAGAUGCGUUGGCGUGAGUGUGACCUUGCAAGAACGCAAUGUGACCUGCAGCAUGACCUUUGACCCCGCCGGCGCCCUCUCGCUCUACGCAAGCCAAGAUCAUGUCACUUUUUUUAAGGAUGUUACGUUGGGGGAUCAGGCGCCAGUGGUCAGCGGCACCGCCCCCGCGACUCCAAAUAUCUUCGACACGUCCACCGCCGCCGUUCCCGUGGCCUCGACUACCCCGGGUGCAACGCCUGACAGUGUCGCUACGGCUGAUUACUAUACGCUGACGGAGGAAGGGACAAGGGAAGAAUGUACAAGGGCAUGUUUAAAACAGGGGCGACACCUGGCUACGAUCACGACCCAAGAGGACCUGGAUAAAUUCAUGGCGUUCUGGCCGUCUGCAGGUGGCGGCGAGAUCCAUCUAUCGCUAAUACAUUCGUUUGCAAUGGCAAGAUGGAAACUAUACAACGUCCCGUUUUCGUCUUCAGAGCUCGGCCAACUUUUCCUCCCUUUCAGCUUGAACGGAUCCACCGCUCUGUAUGCAGCUUUUGACACCACGACGAAGGCCAUCACUCACUUUCUUCGCUGGUCAGCUGGCGAAGCGCUGGCCGGCACGGGCGUCCACUGCAUGAACGAAGAGUAUUCCACACGCAAUUACCAACACUUCGAGCUGACCUACAGUCCGGGUUUCGCCAAGGCCGCUAAGGAGUGCAGAGACCGCGGUCAGAGAACUGCACUAUACGCGUCUCUGGCAGAGUACACGAAGCUCGUUGCUCAGGCGCCUCCCUCGGUGCCGUACAACGCCCUCUCUCUCAGGUACACUGGUAUGCGGAAGCGACUCGAGUGGAUCAGCCCUACGUACAAGGUGCAGUAUACGCCCCUCAACCACCUCACCCCCUCUACCGAUGGCUUGGGAGGAUGCUAUUUUCCUGAGAAGGUCACCACCACUACCCCGCACACCGUUAGGUUCAACCGAGGGAGGUGCGAAACCGAAGGAAAGGGCGUCUGUAUGCCUAUACCGAAAAUAGAACCCGGGAUGUACACGUUCAGCGUCCACAGUUUCGCGGCGGGAAGGGACCCCUGGUUUGAAGCACGCCGUUCCGGGCUGCAGCUGGCCGUGCUCAAGACCCCUUCCCACGUGGUCGCCGUUUUCGCCCAGAUUGACGCAGCCGAGUGGACGCAGGAAUACUACCACGUCGCCCUACACUGGAAUGAUGACCUGUCCCUCCUCAUGUGGGAGGACGACACGCCCUACAAUCUCACGCCCUUGGCCAGUGACCCUAUGACCCAAGAGCAGCCCGCAGAUGACUCCGAUUGCUACUAUCUUCAUCAGCAGGGCGGGCAGUUCCGUGGCUUUUUCGGAGGGAACUGCGAUCACAGCAGUCUGCUUGCCAUGAGGAAGGCCUAGCUAGAACGCGGAAGGUGAAGACGAAGGAUUACACUCCGGCCAAUCUCAGGAAAUUAAAAGCUGGCAACUCACCGCCCCCCGGAUUCUGGAGCACUCAAAUUCACCAAAACUCUUUUGGGAAAAAUUAAUGAUGUGGUGUUGAAGGCAGCUUUAGAAGAAAAUAAAAAAAAUGCAUUAAUGUAGAAAAAAUGUAAACAUAUGUAUUAAGUUCCAGCUGAUUAGAGUAAAAAGAAAUUUCGUGAAUCAGAGUGUGCCAGAGGCCAGUGUCAGUUGCCAGCUUUUCCUUUCGUGAGACUAUACAUAAUGCAGCAACAACUUUCAUAGUUUCACGAUACUGAGUCAAUUAAUGAUUGAUCAGGUUCGGAUAUUGGCAUCAGUAGUAUCGUUAUUCUAAUCAUUUAUUAGUGCAGAAAUUAUUGCCAUUACUGUUACCAAAAUGUAUGUUACUACUGCUGUAAUCUUGAAUACAGCAACUAUAUUAACUAAUGACAUUAUUUUAUUGAAGUAAAGCAGUAAUAGUAAGGUCACUGUUUAUGGUGUAGCGGAUUAUAAAGCUGAUGAUAAAUUGAUAAUGAUGAUUUGACUAUAAAGUUAUGUAAAUAUGGGUAACUUGAGUAACAGCGCCGGCAGAGAUAACAAAUACAGUAGUGAUAAUAAUGUUAAGUGAUAAUAGUGUAGUAAAAAAGAAAUUUAGGUAGUGUAUUUUAGGAUGAUUUACAUUACUGAUUUAUAUUACACUAAUGUAACCAAAAAGCAAUUACAGUAUCUCAGUAUCUAUAGAUACAACACUAAUGAUAACAAUAACAAGACAUAGAGUAUCUUUGGUAGAUAAAAAAAAGUACCAAGCAGAGGAUUUUUUCCAACGUUCUGGGAGAGUCGCUCAGGCUUUCGGCAACGAGUUUUAAACUCCGCCCCUUUUAGCCUGAAAACAAGCCUGAAAU